This is a messenger RNA of Verticillium dahliae VdLs.17, 1479 nucleotides long. RefSeq names its product homoserine O-acetyltransferase. The transcript is spliced from 3 exons. The coding region runs from base 1 to 1479 and encodes 492 amino acids. Gene Ontology annotation, molecular function: homoserine O-acetyltransferase activity. Gene Ontology annotation, biological process: L-homoserine metabolic process. The record is from RefSeq and is a predicted model, not a curated record. Lineage: Eukaryota; Fungi; Ascomycota; Sordariomycetes; Glomerellales; Plectosphaerellaceae.
AUGGCGGUUCAAACUCAGGAGGCCGAUGACCGGCCACGAUUCGAAAGAACGCAAACACAACCUGAGAACCCGUUCGCUGGUCUCAUUCCCGAGCAGCAAAUCGCCAUCAUCCCCUCCUUCACACUCGAGUCUGGAGUGACGCUUUACAAUGUCCCUGUGGCAUACACAACGAGGGGAACGCUCAAUCCCAGUGGGGACAAUGCCAUGGUCAUCUGCCACGCCCUGACGGGAAGCGCAGAUGUCAGCGACUGGUGGGGUCCUCUGCUCGGCGGCCCAGGGAGGUCCUUCGACACGUCGAGAUUCUUCGUCGUCUGCAUGAACAGCCUCGGCAGCCCCUAUGGCACAGCAAGUCCCGUCACAGCAAAGGAUGGUGAUCCAUCCAAGGGCCGAUACGGCCCUGAGUUCCCCCUGACCACCAUCAGGGACGAUGUCAAUCUUCACAGGCUCCUCCUCGAUGACCUCGGUGUCAAGCAAGUAGCGGCUGUCAUUGGUGGUUCUCUCGGCGGUAUGUUCGUCCUCGAAUGGGCUUACUUUGGCAAGGACUACAUCCGCUGCAUUGUCCCCAUCGCCACCUCCAGUCGACACAGUGCCUGGGGUAUCAGCUGGGGCGAGGCUCAGCGCCAGAGCAUCUACGCCGACCCCAAGUAUGAGGACGGCUACUACACCUUCGAGGACCCCCCGGCGGCCGGUCUUGGUGCCGCUCGCAUGUCGGCCCUCCUGACCUACCGUAGCCGCAACUCGUUCGAGUCGCGCUUCGGCCGUAAUACCCCCGACCCCUCAAAAAGGCAGGUCAUUCGCGAGAGGCCCCGGCCCACGACCCCCUCGGGCGCCCACUUCCACAUCCACAACGACGGCCACCGCGUCUCCCGCGCCGGCAUGUCCCGCCACAACAGCGGCGGCAGCCAGGCGAGUAUCGGCACACCGGCCACCGUCGACGCCGCGUCCGUCCUGCCGACGGCGGAUCCGCAGUUCCACGGCCCCCAGACCGAGAGCCUGACCGGCGGCGACAAACUGCCAACGUCGACGUACUUCUCGGCCCAGUCCUACCUGCGCUACCAGGGCGGCAAGUUCGUCAAGAGGUUCGACAGCAACUGCUACAUCGCCAUGACGCGCAAGCUGGACACGCACGACGUCUCGCGGGGUCGCGCGGAUUCUGUGGCCGAGGCGCUGGCCCUGAUCGAGCAGCCCACUCUCGUUCUCGGCAUUGAGAGCGACGGCCUCUUCACCUUUGCCGAGCAGGAGGAGAUUGCCGAGCACAUCAAGCUCGGCAAGCUGGAGCGCAUCGACAGCCCAGAAGGCCACGAUGCUUUCCUGCUGCAGUUUGAGCAGGUCAACAAAUACGUCCUUGCCUUUCUGAAAGAGGUCUUGCCGGAUAUCAUGGACAAGGAGAGCCAGUCAGUCGAGGAGGAAGGCGUCGGCAAGAUAACCAAGAGCAGCACGUUCGGCGAGGCAGAAGUCGAGGACAUUACGGCGUGGUAG